UCGCCUUCUAUUCACCACAGCGCCGCUACACUGUGACGCUGCCACUCGUGCUUGUAUUCGAGAAAGAUAAUCGAAAAACAUGUCUGGAGUAUUUCGCCAGCCAUCCAAAGUUGGCGCAGGUGGCCGUUCGGCAAAUCAGUUGCCUGCAUCAGUCAAGUCCGAAGGAAGUUCAGCUGGGUCGCCGGGCCCGUUGUCCACGGGUAGCAAUGAUGCGAUCCCACAGACUGAAUAUAGACUGCGGGCGUUUUCACAAGCGGAGAAGGCUGAGAAGAGGUUCCAUGUUAUGAAGUUUUACAGUCGACAGGAAGUUGAUCCGACUUCAUUCCAACAGCCUGUCACGAUGCAUCGCAAAGAUCCUCGCCAAUUGAGAUACCAACAACAGCAGAAUCCAAUGAUCGCCGAAGCAGCGGGAACAAAAACCGAGGAAGGCGCCGGUGAUGCGAUGGAGGAUGUAAAGAUGACAGAGAAGCAACCGGCCGCUGAGAAAGGCACGGUUGCUCCCGAUCCCGAGUUGAGCAUUGCGCCUGAUGGAAAUGGCCGCCGAAAUCGAAAGGCUUUGUUUCAAAAGAAGACGCGACAAGUAUAUACAAACCACGAGGAAGAACGACGACUGCGAUACGAGGAAUUUUAUCCGUGGCUGAUUGAGGACUUUGAUGGGAAGAAUACAUGGGUGGGAAAUUACGAAGCUGCCCAAUCUGACUGUUAUGUCUUAUUUGUCUUUGAUGAGGAUGGAUUCAAGAUGGUUCCGGCCGAAAAGUGGUACAAGUUCACUCCAAGAAACAAAUAUGCCACGUUAUCGGUAGAGGAGGCAGAGGCGAUGAUGGCCAAAAAGAAUCAGCCUCCUCGUUGGCUGAUGAAACACAUGAACCCCGAUGGUGACUCUGAGGAGGUCGCAAUGCCUAAGAAGAAAAUGAAGACCGUCGAUGGCGAAAAGCGGAUGGCUCGAAAGCGCGAGAGCGGCGACGAUGGAGACGAGCUUGACUUUGAUGAGGAGUUUGCCGAUGAUGAAGAAGCUCCGAUUAUGGAAGGCCCUGAAGACGAAAGCAAAGAGGUUGAGCAGCGAGUCAAGCGACAGAUGCGUGCCAAAAAUGAAGACGAUGAUCAGGGAGACGACUUGUUUGCAGAUGACGAAGAUAGAAAAAUUGGAAGAGACGGAAAAAGGCUGAAACAGUCACUGAGAGCUUUGGAGAAGAACGCAAUGUAUGAAUCGGAUGACGACGAGCAGGAAGAAGAUCCAUUUGCAAGCAAGGCGGUCUUCUAGGUGAUUAUACGAGCUACAAGUGGGAAACUGACAGCUGAAUUUAUGGGCUUAGAUGGUAUAUAUCGCGGGUGAAUGAUCACAUUACAUUUAUUAAGAGAAAAGAUACAAGCAAUCUAAUAUUACA
Messenger RNA from Myxozyma melibiosi, 1385 nucleotides. RefSeq lists its product as uncharacterized. The record is from RefSeq and is a predicted model, not a curated record. Gene Ontology annotation, cellular component: nucleus; transcription factor TFIIF complex. Gene Ontology annotation, molecular function: RNA polymerase II general transcription initiation factor activity; DNA binding; TFIIF-class transcription factor complex binding. Lineage: Eukaryota; Fungi; Ascomycota; Lipomycetes; Lipomycetales; Lipomycetaceae. Bases 80 to 1261 code for a protein of 393 amino acids. The transcript has a single exon. Gene Ontology annotation, biological process: transcription initiation at RNA polymerase II promoter; positive regulation of transcription elongation by RNA polymerase II.